Messenger RNA from Fopius arisanus, 2389 nucleotides. RefSeq names its product transcription factor Sox-19b. Gene Ontology annotation, biological process: cell differentiation; anatomical structure morphogenesis; regulation of DNA-templated transcription. NCBI's taxonomy places the organism in Eukaryota, Metazoa, Arthropoda, Insecta, Hymenoptera, Braconidae. The record is from RefSeq and is a predicted model, not a curated record. Gene Ontology annotation, molecular function: RNA polymerase II cis-regulatory region sequence-specific DNA binding; DNA-binding transcription factor activity, RNA polymerase II-specific.
GGACAACCAACCUCGGAGCAUAACAUCUAGUUGUGCUUGUGACACCUGACAGUAUUUUUCGUGAAUAUUGUUUACCGAAUAUAUAUAUUUUUUUAAAUUGUUGUGUGACUCCAUGGGCAACUCACCCUCUCCACAUUUUUUUCCCCUUUUUUUUUUAUCUAAUCAGCAGUUGACUGAUUGGUUUUGAAUUUUAAUCAGUGAUUUGUGCAGCUGUGAACGUGAAGUGACUUGUUUUCAGUAUUAUACCGAGAGUUACAGCCGCAUGAUAUCGGCUCAGUGAUAUUUUCAACGUGAUUAUUUAUAUUUGUUGGUAAACAACGGAUUUAAGGGGAAUUGUUGACCAACGGCGGUAAAAUUGAGCUGGAUUUGCAACGCGCCGCCGGCAACUUUAUAAGAGCCGGCGGACACAUGUGCGACGGUGGUGUUUUCCAGGAUUCACUGAGGGGCAUGCAGUGCUUGAGUGUUGCAACACCACCAGGUAGUGUUGAAGUUGGACCAAUGGCUGUUGCACUUGCCAAUCCACCUCAGUCCACCAAAAAACCACCCAGCGAACACAUCAAAAGGCCCAUGAAUGCAUUUAUGGUGUGGUCACGACUUCAACGGAGAAAAAUAGCCCAGGACAACCCCAAGAUGCACAACAGUGAAAUAUCAAAACAACUCGGAGCGAAAUGGAAAUGUCUACCGGAGAAUGAGAAACGCCCAUUCAUCGACGAAGCUAAGAGAUUACGUGCAGAGCACAUGAAGUUACAUCCGGAAUACAAAUAUCGACCUCGACGCAAACCAAAGACAUUGAGAAAAGAGGGUUAUCCUUACAGUAUUCCAUACGCAAGUGUCUCGAUGGAUGCACUGAGAGUCGGUAUAGCUGGUGGGAUGGGACAGGUGAGUAUGAGUUCUUACUACGGACCAGCAGCCUAUGGAUCACUUUCGGCAGCGGGUAUGGCUGCUGCUGCGGCUGCGGCUGCCCAACAGUCAGCAGCAGCAAUGCCUGGCCUCGGGGCACCUGGCCAGGUGGUAAGCUCCAUGGAUGCUAUGAAAUAUUCAUUGGCAGAGGCUGAAAAAUAUCGUGCAGCUGCUUACAUGCCUCCGAGUACUCUAGCAAUGAGUAUGUAUCCAGAUCCAAAGAGUCUUGACUCAAGUCCAAAAUACUGGGAUCGUGGAUAUCUCGAGGCUAAAACAUACUUUGAACAAUCUAAAUUGUACAUGGAUCAGAAAUCAAUUGGUGAUUACAAUCACACGAGUUAUGAAUCCAAUAAAUUGUACGAGGACUCGAGUCCUGGUGGUGGACCAGUGAGAACACCGCCGACGGCUGAUUCACCGGAUGUUCUUAGACAUCACAAUACAACUGACAGGACAACUGAGCAACACAAUUCGUCAAGUGCAAGCACAACAUCAACACCAACGUCUUCAGCUGCCAGUCCUGGUGCUAGUUUACCAGCUUAUUAUCCGGGUAGUGUUCAAGCCACUGGAUUGUUAGCAUCACAAUAUGCUGGUUAUCAAUCUACAACAACACCUGGUAAUGAACCAUCGUUUAGGCGACCACUCACCGUCAUCUUCUGACCCGAUAGGCCGUAGCUCCAAUCAAUCGUAAGCAAAUAUCAAUCACCAAUUUAUCCACCUUGAGAUAUUAUUAAGAGCAACGUACAAACACAUCAUUAACGCGGAGAUUAAUUUCUAUUGGAAUUGAAUGAAAAAUUAAUCUUUCGUAGAAAUUCUUCUUCCGUCCAUCGACACUUUUAUUUUUUUUUCUUUUUUUCUUGUUUCUUUUUUUUUUGCUGCGCUACUCUGUCGCUACCCUGUGCUGCUAAAUAAUUGUUAUAACCGUGCAUUAGCACUAAAUAAUAAAUGAAGAGAUGUUUGAAUGAGUCAACUGAAUAAAAUCCAGGGAUAAUGUCGGCCAGAGUUUGUAAUUGUCGAUCAACUGCUGCGCAAAUUAAGAUAUUAAUUUAUCCACCCCAUCCCACCCCCCAGACAACAUCACAAUUAUUAAUUCAUCGAGUCAUUAUUGAUUAUUGUUUAAAUCUUCUAUUCAUCACACUCGUUAUCGUCGAUAUUUCGUUGACGCGUUUUGUUAAUUUUAAACAUUUAAUGAUUAUUUACGAGAAUUGUGGAUUUUAAUGAAUCAUUGGAUGUGUAAUCCGCUCGUCACUGUGAAUUUCAAAAAAUAAAGAAAAACAAUCGAGUGAUCCACCAUGGAGGCACUCAUUGUCAACGACAACGUUACGUCAUUGUAUAAACAAUUAGGCAACAUUAUAUUUGUAAUUGUUAACAAUUAUCAUAGUCAUUAAGGUUAAAUAACAAAAUGAAACUGUAUUGUAAUAGAUAGAGUACCCUAACUGGAGCCAUCAUAUUGUAUUUGAAAAAAAAAAUGAAGAAUAAUCCAUAAUUAUUG